UUUUUCGUUUGUAUGUGGAUGUAGAUGAUGCGUUUGAAAAGUAUAUGAAAUUAAACAUUGAAAUAAUAAUCAACGAAUAAACAGAAAAUUCUGUUACUUUGUAUGAUUGUACGUUUCUUCAACAGACUUAAUUAUUAAAAACUAAAUGGGACGACAAAAAGAUGGAUCAAAAAUUGUUUUUGUUCAAGAACAAAUUGCUACAGUGGUUCGACCACCACCACCAUCACCAUCACCACAACAACAAACGAAUGUUGAAAAUAUUGAAAAAACGACCACCAUCAACAAAAUGAAUAAGAAUUCGAUAAUAACCACCAUAAUACCGAUUGAUUGUGAUAAUUUGGAUAAUGAUGAUAAUAAUAGUAUGAAUCAAAGAAUCGUUCAAUCAUCCAAUCAACUAUUGAUUGAAAGAAAAGAAUCAAACAAAAUAUCAAUUAUGAAUAAUUCAUUGGAAAUAAAUUUACCAAUAUGUAGAAUUUGUCAUUGUUCGAAUGAAGAUUUAGCUGAAACCAUAUCAUUAAAAUCACCAUCAUCAAAUAUGAAACAUUUAAAAUUGAAUCUAAAUUGUGAUAAAAUUAAAAAUCGAUUUAAUAAUGUUGAUGAUGAUGAUGAUGAUGAUGAUCCAUUUAAUUUGAUUCAACCAUGUUAUUGUACAGGCACAUUACAAUAUGUACAUCAUAAUUGUUUACAACAAUGGAUUCGUUCAUCUAAUCAUCGAUAUUGUGAACUUUGUAAAUAUAAUUUUAAACUUAAAACCAAAAAUAAACCAUUAUUUCAGUGGGAUUGUAUGAAUAUGACCAAUGGUGAACGGCGUAAACUUUUUUUACAUAUUACCUUUAAUCUAAUAUCAAUGAUCUGUGUAUUUUGGUCAAUAUAUGUGAUUGCAGAACAUGCAUCAUUGGAACUAUCUAAUCGUUUGGGUUGGAAAUUCUGGAUCAAAAUGGUGGUCAUCACCAUUGGUCUUAUUUGUGGCAUAAUAUUCAUUGUAUUUCAAUUACGAUUAUAUUUCUCAAUAUUAUCACGUUGGAAACAAUUUAAUCAAAUUGUAAUUAUUGAAAAUGUUGGCAAUAAUAAGAUGGAAAAUCAACAACAACAACAGCAACAGCAACAAUUUGACGAUUUAAUCAGAAUCGAAAAUCAAAAUCAGAAUAAAUGAUGCUCCAAAAAAAAAAUUAUUUCAACCAUAUAUUUUCGGUUGGAUUAAACUAGUCAAACCAAAACGAAAUAUUGUCACCGAUUGAUUGAAAAUAGAAGCAUAUCAUUUUUUCGGAUUUUUUUUUUGUUUCAUAACCCGUGAGACUCUUUGUCAAUUUUAUUUAUAUCAAUUGAAAGAGAUUGUUGAAUGUCCAAAAUCAAACACACCAAAUACACACAGAACACCAUUUUCAUUAUUUAAAAUUCAUCCAAUAUUUAUACAGUUGGUUAUCGACAUACAAACAUUCUUCUAGAAUGCAAUUGUUCGUAAAUGACAAUGUCAUUAAUAAUAAUGAUAAUAAUGAUCUUUAAUGAUGGCAUUCGUGCUACAAAUGAUUAAAGAAAUUGCAAAAUUUUGCUUAUA
Messenger RNA from Dermatophagoides farinae (American house dust mite), 1555 nucleotides. RefSeq lists its product as uncharacterized. Lineage: Eukaryota; Metazoa; Arthropoda; Arachnida; Sarcoptiformes; Pyroglyphidae. Gene Ontology annotation, molecular function: zinc ion binding. The record is from RefSeq and is a predicted model, not a curated record.